Molecule: messenger RNA, 5849 nt
Organism: Osmia bicornis bicornis
Lineage: Eukaryota; Metazoa; Arthropoda; Insecta; Hymenoptera; Megachilidae
Gene: Kr-h1
Product: zinc finger protein 25-like
Exons: 3
Coding region: 362-1864 (500 amino acids)
Biological process (GO): regulation of transcription by RNA polymerase II
Cellular component (GO): nucleus
Molecular function (GO): RNA polymerase II cis-regulatory region sequence-specific DNA binding; DNA-binding transcription factor activity, RNA polymerase II-specific
Source: RefSeq, a predicted model, not a curated record
UUGGUGCGUCGAUAAUACACGGUUUAUAGGGGACGGGUAGAAGUUGCAGGAUCCGUGCGUGAGCGCAUGCGCGCACAUAUAUAUACGCAGAGGAGGGUGUUAUACGAUUCGUGGACGUUUUUUGGACUUGGAGAGGGGCCAGUAGUGGGGGAGAUAGAGUAGGCUGUAUUAUACCCCAAUGUUCGAAGCGGCGCGCAAUCAACACGUUUAUACAGUGUUGUGUUCACACGUAGCACAGCGUUCCUAGCAUCUUCCUAUUUACCUCAUGUUGAUCCUACCUCACUGCAACUAGUCUUUCAAAAUAUAAAUAAAUAUAUUAUUAUUAUUGUUAUUCUACAGACUCGUAAAUUCACAGUGAAGAAUGGUAGGUUUCUAUCACAUGGAACGUAUCUCGACUGCCACAACGAUGUCGGUUUGCAACGAAGUGUCAACCGUAGAACCAGUGAAUCCGGUGAAGAGCCUGGUAUGCAGUCCGGAUUUAAGUGCAUUCACGUCAUCAACGUGUGGUAGCAAAACUCUACCGGCAAAUGUCGAAGAUAAGACUUACCAGUGUUUGCUGUGUCAAAAAAUCUUUGACCAGAAGAGUUUAUAUCAAAGCCACCUGCGCUCCCAUGGUAAAGAAGGCGAAGAUCCUUAUCGAUGUAAUAUUUGUGGGAAAACUUUCGCGGUACCCGCGCGAUUGACCAGGCAUUACCGUACGCACACCGGUGAGAAACCGUACCAAUGCGAAUAUUGCAGCAAAUCUUUUUCUGUGAAAGAGAAUUUAAGUGUGCAUCGUCGUAUCCAUACAAAAGAACGGCCUUACAAAUGUGAUGUGUGCGAACGUGCAUUCGAACAUAGUGGUAAACUGCAUCGGCAUAUGCGAAUUCACACUGGAGAACGGCCGCACAAGUGUACUGUUUGCUCCAAAACGUUUAUUCAAAGUGGUCAGUUGGUAAUUCAUAUGCGCACGCAUACUGGUGAAAAACCAUAUGUUUGCAAAGCUUGUGGCAAGAGAUUUACUUGUUCGAAACAACUGAAGGUGCAUACGCGUACCCAUACUGGGGAGAAACCGUAUACUUGCGACAUAUGCGGCAAAUCUUUUGGCUACAAUCACGUGUUAAAAUUGCAUCAGGUUGCCCACUAUGGUGAGAAAGUUUAUAAGUGUACAUCGUGUGAUGAGACAUUUGGUUCAAAGAAAACAGUGGAAAUGCACAUUAAAACCCAUACAGAAUUAUCUGUUAAUGGUUCUCCUCGAAACUCUCUGAUUGAGCCAGAGAUUGAGAUUUCUCAAGCCAACAGUGCAAAUACUGCCAGUGAUAAGGAGAACCAAAGGACUGAAGAACCAAGUGACGACAUUAUUACUUAUGACACUCCACAGGAAUUCCCAUAUUACAUAUACUCCAGAGAGCAGUAUUCGCAACCACUUCUAGUGCCAGGUGAAGACAGAUCUUUCCAAUCAACAUCUGUGGCUCCUGUCGAACAGCCUCAUUUGUUUCUGUAUCCAGAAGUUUCUCCGACAUACGCUGGUUUUGGAAUUCAGACCAAUGAUUUUGUUAGCGAUUGCUCUUCACUUCUGAAUUUACCAGGAAACGAUGCUCGUAGGCGAGUGGAAGCUGCGCUUGAAGCAGUCGAGGAAGAACGGCAAAGAGAGUAUGGAAUUAGGGUUGAAAGAGAACCAAUUUUAACUCCUCCUAGUAGUAACCCUGUGAGUCCUGUACCUUCGCCGGAUCCUCUUGAUUUGGCGAUUCCUGUAAGGGAAACAUUGAUUCUUCCACCACGGAAGCGGUGUAAAAAAAUAUUAGAGUCGAUGGAAAGUGAGAGGAGUGGCCUCAUCGCUGCACAGCGGCAGAACUCUGUUAUACAGUUUGCGAAAGCUUCAUAGCAAAGAAAUUAAAAAAAACUGAAAAAACAGUGGUACUUUGGUACAUGGAGAAAUGUGCAGGACUAGCGUACACAUUUAAAAUAGUGAUGGGCUUAAAAAAUUUGAAUGAUUAACAUUAGGAUUUAUCGAAGUGUUAAUAAAUUUGAAAUUUUGAAACAUGAAACUGGAAAUCAUUUUCACAGACAAUAGUUUUAUCAUAGAUGCAGUAUUUUUACUGCAUUCAAGAUUCUUAAAGAAGUUUGUGUAUUUUAAGACAAAAAUAAGAACUGAAUGCCCAUCGCUAACUAACUAAAAAGUUUUAUUCCACACAAAUAACACAAUUACAUUGUUGUGGAGUUUCACUGCAAAGUUUUACGAUCUGAAUUAGUUUCAUUGCCAAACUAUGUAAAUGGUUUUAUCAUCUUUGGAAUUUGAUUUUUUUUAAACUUUUAAACAUUUGGGAACAAAACACAAGAAACAUAAAAGAAACUAUGCAAUGAUAUUACUUUCAGUGUGAUUCAAGUAACAAAGAAUAUUUGAUUCAAACAAUCAAAUUGACAAUAAUCUCUUGUCGUUCUAAAUAAUGAAAGUUUGAAGAAAAUCAAAAAUUGCACUGAAGAAUUUCCUCUGUAAGCCUUAAACAAACCAAUGGCACAAUGUCCAGUAAAUUUACUGUUGUGAAAGAAUAAUCCAAAACAUUUUACAGUCCAGUAAAUGUGUGAUAGUGACCUCGUUAUUCAACUGAUUCUGAAAAUUAUUUACACAUGCCUCAGGGUGAACAUUGUAACAUACUUACAGUUAGAGCUUGCCAGCGAUCAAUCCUUCUUCACUUCUCAAUAUUUGUGUUUUAAUCAAAACGAACAAAAUCUGCGACUACUAAAGUAAUAAAAAACUGUUAGUUGCAAAAAUGAUACAAAAUUUAUAACUUAGAAAUGGUUACACAAACAACAUUCUAUUUAAUCAAUUUAGAAAAUAUGAAAGUAACCUCAGAUUUUUAAAUAUAGAAAAUUUAAAAUGAACAAAUCCAAAGAUCAUGUAAUUUUCAAGUUUAAAAGUUCAUUCUAUUUCUAAAUAGAUCUUUGGGUUUGUGUUACUGGAAGACAUUGUUUUCUUUGAUAUGAUAUUUAGCUGGCGUGCUCUGUGUAACGUUUUCGUAUUUCAUGUUAUAUGUAUGUUAGAUACGUGUGUGUGCGUGUGCAUGUAUAAAUUACUAUGAAUUAGCGACAAAAUAAUGAAGAUCGCGAGUCACUGUGGCGCUACUAGCAUCAAAGGCCUUGAAACGACGUUUUCGAAACUAAAUUAUUUUUUAAUUUACGUUUAACAUUUAAAUUUUGUUCUUACUUUAGAAAGCACAAAUUUGUUGAGAAAUUAUUUUAUUCAAAAUAAGUAGAAUGAUACUUAACAUAUAAUUUUAUUGUUCCAAAAAUUACGAAAAAUUAGAUUUCUUAACAAAUUAAAAAGUAAUAAUCGAACGCGUUGAUUUUUUCCGAAGCCUACGUCACUGUCAUCAAAAGUAAAUCUUUUUUUUUCAAGCAAUUUAUUUUUGUCCUUUUAAGGGAUUAAAUUUCGAUGUUGUGCACGUUUUAUAUGUCGUAAGAUUUUCUGAUUGCGUCGAAUAUUUAUGCAAAAAUCAAUUCCAAUUUCUUGCCAAAAUUAGCAAGACUGACAACAGUCUAAAGAGAAAUUUUGUUCUUUUCUUUGCGUAACAAGCUUCCAAUGGCAAAAAGUAAUAUUAAAAUACGUAAUUGCUCAAUUUUGUCGUCGUUAGAUUUCUAUUAUUAUGGAAUAUUUAAGUUACUUAUUUAAAUAAUUUUUCUUGUCAUUUUAUAAAUAGAGAACGAAAAACAGUAAAAAUAUUGCACUGUAAUUUUUCUAAAGAAUUCAUACAGUUUAUUUACUCUGUAAAAUUAAAUUUUAUUACAAAAAUCUAACGCAACGAAAUUGAAUUUACGUUUUGAAUGAUUGCGUUAAGGCCCCUUCUUACAUACUACAAUAUGCAAUAAUAUUCUUCAAUAUGCUGCAAUAUACAUACAACAAUAUCCUUCUUGUCAAAUAAUAAUUUUAUGAUUUAAAUACUAGAAUUGUUUUGCAACAAGAGGCCAUAACGUUCAUCAUAAUAAAAUUUUCGCAAAUGAUUAAAGUUUGUCAGCUAAGUUAAACUUUUGAGAGUCAAAAAUAUGAUCACGGCAACACAUUAAAUUCAAGUACAAAAGCGUUGAGUCGGAUUUGCGAUUCAUAAUCUUAGAGGAACAUAAAAAUGUAAUAUUACAUAUAUUUAAUUGCUGACGAGUAGUAUUGAUCACCUUGAGAGGCUCGGUUUUAGUGAAACAGAUCUUACUGGAGUAAAUGGUUACAGUUUUUAGUACGAAGGUGGAAUUGUUAAAAAAGAAAGUACCAAACAUUGAUAUCUCUGUGAUAAGAACUCCAUAAUGCCAGAGUAUUGAGGGGAGCUAUGCUCACUGCCAGUACAAGUAUGCGUGUAUAAGCAUACGUGCAAGUUUAAUGUUAAAUAUUACAUUGUAUUGUCACAAUUCAUAACUCAAAGCCACCUGUAUUUACAUUUGGCAUCACUCCAGUAUGACAUACAAAAUGUUUUAUAAACUAAGGACUAAAUUAGCAGAAGAUUCCAUUACUAAGGUAUUACAGUAUACUGUAUGUACAUACAUAUGUAUCAUAAAAAAGGAAAUUUAUACAUAUUUUAACAUGUCUAUGAUAAUACACAUUUUUGAAAGUAAAAUGUUAACAAUUUUCGAACUGUGGAAAAUUAUGUAGUACUUUAAGCUUUAUUUUUAAUUUGGAAAAUAUUACGCUGGAAUCUACUGUUAAUACUUGAUCAAUAGUUUAUAGAACGGGUUGCAUAUACACUGAGCCAUGUUCAUAUAUAUAUAUAUAAAUAUAAUUAGUAAUGUAAUAUUUAUAUAGAAAUCCAUGUAUAUUAUGUUUUUCUUUUCUUUUUUACAAAUAUAAUUGACACGUGGCCUAUUCUUAUUUGUUGAACAUUUAAGAUGUUUUAGGCGAUUCCUUUGUUAUGCGUGAAUUAUAUUCUCGUUAAUUGUAAUAACGUAAAAUUUAUGUGCAAUUGUAUGUUUAAGUUUUUGGGUCGCUUAGCUGUCCUAUUUUUCUUGUUUUGUUCAUUUCGCAGCAAAAGUUGUUUUUAAUUAAUUAAUUAAAUACUCAAAUAUUUGUUAUCAAUUUUAACAAUUGUUAUGUAUAGAAUUCGAAGCGCUUGAAAUUAGGUUGGAAUUUGAAUUUCCUUUGAGUCAUCGAGUAUAGGCCACGUGGUAGUGUGUAAAGGGAAAAAAGCAGAUGCAAAUUGUUAAGUAUUAUAAUAAUGACGAUAAAUAGAUUGAAAAGUGCGGGGAUAUGUUUAGUGUAAUAUUGUAAUUAUCUGUUAUUACUUAUUAUUUUUAAGGUAUACAAUGUGCAUGCCAAAUGGGACGUGUUUUGUCCCAUUAUUGUCGGCAUGUGGAACUGAUUACAUAUAAAAGAAGAAAUGUCAUUUUUGUAGAGAUAUGUUAUUUCAACGAGAAAAGAAAGCAAACUUUUGUAAGAGUGCAACAAGGACGAAAAUAUUUUUUUGUUUUACGCCCGCACGAUAAUUCAAUCACCAUUCGAAUAUAAAGUAUCAGUAAACAAACCAUUGUACGUGAAACGUACAGAUUUUUUCGUCCUAAAAGCAACUCACUGCAAUAAUCCUGAUUGUAAUUUAAUUUUAUUGUCAAGCAGCAUUAUAUUUUUUUUCUACAUUAAUAAGAAUUUUUAUUCAGGAGCCCCUGAAUAAUUGCUGGGCGCUAACAAUUGUAUUUCCUUUGUUUUAUCCCGCCAAAGUGCGUAUAAAUAAUUUAAAAUAAUAGUCGGUUUCCGACAGGAAAUAUAUUUAUUUAUUUAAUAUAUACUUAUAUCUAUAUAUUAUAUACAUACAUACAUAUGUAUUUUUGCUGAAUGUCGAAACAAAUUGUCAUGUACUCAUUGCAUUAAAAUAUAUUCUAUCGUAAAUGUUGUUUUU